CUAGGUGAUCUCAUGGACAAUGGACGAGAAUGGCAAGAUGAUGGCUUCUUUGAUAAGGAAGUGCAACGAUUCCAUACUAUUUUUCCACCCAACAAUCAUCUUCAUUAUAUGGCAGGCAACCAUGACAUUGGGUUUGGUCAGCGUAUCAAUGCUACUCGAGUAGACCGAUUUGAACACUAUUUUGGCCCUACUUUUUACACAUUUGAAAAACACGGCUUUCUAUUUGUCGUACUGGACACUGUGUCACUCUGCUCGAAUGAGUCAGCCAUUCCUCUCUUGGACAACAUUCCACAGCACCCUCGUACUUUGCUUUUUACGCAUAUACCUCUUUAUCGAGCAGCUUCACAGACAUGCGGGCCUUAUCGACGCCAGAGCAGAUCGAACUGGAUUCUGAAUGAAGCUGGCUACCAAUACCAAAACUUAGUGCCUGAACAUCUGUCCAACUUGAUUUUGGAUAAAGUGAAACCAUUGCUUGUGUUCUCGGGGGAUGAUCAUGAUUAUUGUAAAGUCAUUCAUCGAGACAAUGUGCCAGAAAUGACAUUGCCUACAUUUAGUAUGGCGCAAGGU
Messenger RNA from Gilbertella persicaria, 567 nucleotides. Its product is annotated as Metallo-dependent phosphatase-like protein. The transcript is spliced from 2 exons. The record is from RefSeq and is a predicted model, not a curated record. Gene Ontology annotation, biological process: GPI anchor biosynthetic process. Gene Ontology annotation, cellular component: endoplasmic reticulum. NCBI's taxonomy places the organism in Eukaryota, Fungi, Mucoromycota, Mucoromycetes, Mucorales, Choanephoraceae. The annotation marks the transcript as partial.